GUCGGCCAUUUAGCCUCCCGAGAAUUCCCAUGCUCAGUACUUUCCGAGUUGACCAUAGUACUUUAUUUUGUUACGUACUAUCUUAAAAUCUCUGUCCUCCGUGUUCACGUGGUUCUCCCAGGCUGGAUCGUAGUAGCCAUCAAUCCAUAAGCUUCCAGAUACCCUUUCCCCGUUGAAUAAAAAUUUAAUUCCGAACGAAGGAUCGGAGUGAAUCAUGUUGUACGGCACCGACCGUACAAUGAACAAUGUACAACAAUGAACCUAAUUAUACAAUGAAUCUAAAAUUUAUUGUAGUUAAGUACCAGAAUAUGUAUAGCAAAUCUUGGACCAUUUUCCUUCUCUCCGAUGCUGUAAAUCAUACAUCCGCUGGUUCCAGUAGCAGUGUGCCUUAAAAGAGAAGAUUAAUUUUCUCCUUGUAGUUUGUUACCAUUAAACUAGUAUGGAAAAAUUUAGACACAUCAUAGUUUACGCAUAUUUGCUAACCUAAUUAAACAUUUGUUCCUACGUACUUUCUUUUACCAUCAUUAGUAGCAACUAUUUCUUACAGAAUGAUCAAUUUAAUCCAUAUCGAUAUAUAACGUCAUUAAUAAUUCAUUUAAUUUUUAUCAUCUAUUUAGAGCUGAAAAAUUGCUCGGUUUCGUCUACCUACUUAAUAUCUUUUAAAAUUAGUAGCUACUCAGACAGACGGAACUGCUUAAAUAUGUAACUCAAUUAUUUUUCCUAGACAAAUUCGUGAUUUUCUAAACAUUAGUUUUAAGUUAUUUACAUUUAACCUCCGAAUUUGUUUAAGAUACCAAUACCAUUAACUUUCACAAAUUCAUCCAAUCUUUAUUUACACCCAAUUGCUGCUAAUGAAGCCUUAUAAUGAAGCCAUGGAACUAUAUCGUGUGUUACCAAUAAUAUUCUUUAUUCACAAAUUUAAAUUAACUCAUAUUUUCAACAAUAAGUUUCAGAAUGCUGACAAUUAAUAAUGCAUAACAGUAUUAACUUCUUUCUUAGAUUUCAAAUUAAUUUUUAAUAUAGGCUUAGUCUCUGUUAGAAAGAAAAAUACCUGUAUUUAUACAUACAGGUAAUUGUCGUAGUCACAUCAUCAAUCCAUCCGUAGUUGGAAUAAAUUCUAAAAUUAUUCCCACAGAUCACUCAAAAAUUAUAAAUUUCUAAAAUUUGAGUACUUUACUCUAACCCAUCCUUCUCCAGAAAUGUCUUCUAACCUCGUCUGGUUCACCAUCUCCGCCAGUUUCCGUCUCAACCGACCCUUAUGGAACUGCCCUCUGCAAUGGGAUCCCAAAAGGAGGCGGUUCUUCCACAAAAGAUUAAUCUCAUUCUGGUGGUAUGUCGCCAUCUUUGGGAAUAUCCUCCUCCUGUGUUGUGGCUCCAUCGGAUAUGUUCUUUACGGCGAAAUGACCAAUCCCCAGGGACGAUUGCCACUCCAUUUCUUAGUCGAAUACGUGCUAGGUGGCGUUGCUUGUCUCUUCGUGACUGGCAUUUGCAUCUACAUCACAUUCUUCGCCGAUGAGACCGUCAUCGUUGUCAAUACAAUAAUUCGUUUGUACGAAGAAUUUCAUCCAUCUGUCAAUCCUCUAGGGGUAAGAUAUCCGAAACAGGAAAAAUUGUGCGGGAUACGAAUCCCCGACUUUUUGGACGCGGAUGGAAAAAUUGACAGAAUAGGUCUGACCCUACUAAUGGCCUUGUUACCAGCGCCCUUCAUUCCUCUCCCUGUGGCCCUUGCUUGUGUCUACCUUCUCAAAAUGGAUGUCUUCAUCUUCAUCCUGGAAGACCUUUUCCCGCAUUCUGUGGCCAACAGCAUAUUCCUCACUCCCUUCAGGGUAGCCCCCAUAUGGAUUGCAUCUGCCGAAAUGUGCAGAAUAUUCCCGUUCGUCGCCUUCGUUAUGGGCGUUCCCAUCCAACUAUUGUCCAAAUCGGGGCAAAUUCUGCUAAAUUCAGAACUACGGGGGAAAUCCGAAAUUCAAAGCAACACAAUUCUUGCACAGUUCAAUCAAUUGCGUGUAGUAAACACCGCGAUGGAAAACGUCCUUGCAGCCAUGACAUUUGUCCUCAUGGGAACCGGCCUCGUAAUCUCAUCCCUGCUGAAUUUUGCCACAAUCAGAUUCCUCGACGCCGCCCUGCCAAGGGUCUUCUACUUAAUGUUCCCAUUUUUAUCGGCCACCACCAUCGUCAUUAUCUUCACCCUCCUCCCAUUCGCGAUUGGGGAUUACGAAAAUUCCGUAGCAACUUUGUCCAGAUGGAGAGAAUUAGUAGGUUUAAAGGAUAAAUAAUUGCGCAAAAGGUUACUCGCCAUGCGGCCCUGGAUGUAUUACGCAGGCCUAAAUAAGCACUAUUUCUACUCUCUCACAAAAUCUAUGAAAGGCACUUACGGCCAUUGUCGAUAACACGGUCAAUUUGUUAAUCACCAUCCCAUCUGUGCACAUCUGAAUUUUUUCAGGCAAUUAUACAAUUCAUUUGAAAUUAUUUGAGUAAGCACGAAUACACUUCAAGUAAGUGGAGAAAACAAUUCCAACCAAAUUAUAUAGAAACUCGCGACGCCUUUCGCAAUUUAUUUUUGCUUCAUCAGGCUACAAAUCAGAAUUUAAAAUUUAAUUAAAUAAUUAUUUACAAAAUGUCAUAAUAUUAUAAAUUUAGAAUGCUGCUAAGAAUUACCGUGUUUCUAUUUUAGUUAUGUUUGUGUAUUAUUAGUGAAACAGUGAGUGUGGUUGACGUGAAAAGAUUUACACUGAAUUUGGGAUAGGUUUACAAAAGGUUUCCAAUGUAUUGGUUUUCUUAAAUGAUAUUACAAAUGAAAGCUUGGACAUAAUAUGUUUAUACUAAUCAGUAUUCCCCUUCUCGUUUUCUUUAUGAAUAAAGUUAAUUAGCAUAUCUUUAAACUUAAACAUGUUUUUAUAGAAUGGCAUUACGAGGUAUACCUUUUCUUGUUUUACUCUAUUCGGUUCCAAGUAAUUCUGAUAUUUACAUAAAAUAUUGGGAUUAUUAUUUGACAAUGAUUUUAAAAUUAAUUUAGUUUUUGGUUGUAAAAUAUAUUUUCUGUGCAUGCUCAUUAUUUGGGAUUUAAUUUGCGUUAAAAGCACUUGUGGAUAUCCCCUAGUCAUAAAUUUAUGAAACAUCAUUCAAAUUACAUCCCUCAUCGUUCGAACAUUCUUUUUACUCUUAAAAAUCGACUAAAUGGUAACGAAUUAAUUAAUGACCUUGGGUGAUUGGAUUUAUAAUGUAAAAAAGUGUAUUUUAUUUUGAUAAUUCAUAAGGAUCGUGGAGAUAAGCACUUCACAAAAGAUAUAAA
Molecule: messenger RNA, 3292 nt
Organism: Folsomia candida
Lineage: Eukaryota; Metazoa; Arthropoda; Collembola; Entomobryomorpha; Isotomidae
Exons: 3
Coding region: 1200-2276 (358 amino acids)
Source: RefSeq, a predicted model, not a curated record